AUGCCGAAUUUCACCGUCGCCCUUUUCCAAAAGGCCAGCAGGAAGACCAAGAAGAAGGAGGGGGGCGCCAAGCGUGCCCAGAGAGCCUCCUCCAAUGUGUUCUCCAUGUUUGAACAAACACAGAUCCAGGAAUUCAAAGAGGCUUUCACACUUAUUGAUCAGAACAGAGAUGGUUUCAUCGAUAAAGAGGACCUUAAAGACACAUAUGCAUCUCUUGGUAAACUGAAUGUAAAGGAUAAGGAGUUGGAGGACAUGCUCAAAGAGGCCACUGGUCCCAUCAACUUCACAAUGUUUCUCACUCUGUUUGGAGAGAAGUUACACGGUACUGACCCGGAGGACACCAUUGUGAAUGCCUUUAAGAUGUUUGAUCCUGACGCAAAAGGCUUUAUACACAAAGAUGAGUUACAGCACAUACUGAUGACACAAGCAGACAAAUUCACUGCGGAGGAGGUGAAGCAAAUGUUCCAGUCAUCCAACAUGGACCAGACAGGGAACUUGGACUACAAAACCCUGUGCUACAUCAUCACCCAUGGGGAAGAACAGGAGGAGUGACAGGCACAUGACCUUAACCUACCCUAUUCAAGAUCACCCAUGGGGAAGAACAGGAGGAGUGAGAGGCACAUGAUGUUGCAUGUGGCUCUGGUCACACAAUACGCACACCACACACACACACACAC
Clupea harengus (Atlantic herring) is the source of this 677-nucleotide messenger RNA. Its product is annotated as myosin light chain 5. Gene Ontology annotation, molecular function: calcium ion binding. The transcript is spliced from 7 exons. NCBI's taxonomy places the organism in Eukaryota, Metazoa, Chordata, Actinopteri, Clupeiformes, Clupeidae. The record is from RefSeq and is a predicted model, not a curated record. Bases 1 to 552 code for a protein of 183 amino acids.